Molecule: messenger RNA, 912 nt
Organism: Ylistrum balloti
Lineage: Eukaryota; Metazoa; Mollusca; Bivalvia; Pectinida; Pectinidae
Product: delta-aminolevulinic acid dehydratase-like
Exons: 1
Coding region: 1-912 (303 amino acids)
Biological process (GO): heme biosynthetic process
Cellular component (GO): cytosol
Molecular function (GO): porphobilinogen synthase activity; zinc ion binding
Source: RefSeq, a predicted model, not a curated record
AUGGUACAAGAAAACCGCCUUCACCCAAGUGAUCUCAUCAUGCCGAUGUUUAUUAAAGAAGGUUCUCACAUUAAGCAUCCAAUCCAAAGCAUGCCAGGACAAUAUCAAUGGAGCCCUGAUCAAGCACUUCUUACCUUGAAAGAAUGGGUUCGCAAAGGGGUGCAUUCCAUUAUUCUUUUCGGAAUUCCCGAAAAAAAAGAUGAAUGGGGUAGUGAAGGUUGCAAUCCAAACAGCUUCUUGAUUAAAACCAUUCAAGCAAUCAAAAAUACAUUUCCUUCUUUAUUGGUUAUAAGCGACAUUUGCUUCUGUGAAUACACCGAUCAUGGACAUUGCGGACUAAUAAUAAAUGAUGAUGUAGGUAAUGAUGAAACCCUUCCUCUUAUAGCUAAACAAUCACUCAUUCAUGCCCAAAAUGGAUCUGACAUGAUUGCACCGUCUGGCAUGAUGGACGGUAUGGUAGCUUCCAUUCGCAAGGAGCUCGACGAUCAUGGAUUUACUAAAACACCUAUCAUGAGCUAUGCGGUCAAAUACGCUUCUUCAUUCUAUGGACCUUUUCGAGAAGCAGCAGAGUCUACCCCGAGUUUUGGGGAUCGCAAAACCUAUCAAAUGAAUGGGGCAAAUUCCGACGAAGCCUUGCAUGAAGUCCAAUUAGAUAUAGAAGAAGGAGCAGACAUCCUAAUGGUGAAACCAGCACUCCCUUACCUUGACAUUCUCCAACGACUUAAAACCCGCUUUAAUUGUCCCAUUGCUGCUUACCAAGUUUCGGGUGAGUAUUCCAUGAUUAAAAUUGCUUGUGAAAAAGGAUUGUUUGAUGAAAAAGCCAUCGUAGAAGAAUCGCUAACUUCUAUUAAGCGAGCAGGGGCGAAUAUGAUUAUCAGUUAUUUCACAGAAUCCAUCAUCCAGGAUCUUUAA